AUAGAAAGGAGAAUUCCGCCUUAAAUGUCCGACUUGACUUUCUUUGAUAUACUCCAUUGAGAACUACUCAUUGCAUACAUUCCCACAGACACGAAAACCCAACCCUCACUAAAGUAGAAAGAAAUUGUUGCACUUACCUAGGUUUUAAACCUCCUUCUUUCAUAAGACAUAAUGUCUGUCACCCACAACCGCAACCGCAACCGUAACCGCAGCAGCAGCCGCAGUCGCAGAUCCUCUGCAACUAUUCAAGGGCUUGCCAGGUCGUUCACCCGUCGACUUAGCUUGCGCCCUUGGAGACACUCUGCCCCUCCUCCACCGCCCCGUCCUCGGCAGCCUCAUUCUCGCCCGCUUGCCCCUGAGGACAGGCAUGGAGUAGUACUCGAGGAUGCGGAGUCCAUCCGAAGACGUGCCAGUCACUUUUGGGACAGGCGACAGAAGCUCCCAGCGGCUGAUAUUUACCGAUUAGCCAUUUUAGAGGAUGUCGUGUUGAACCCUCCUGGUGCGCCCCCAGUUCUCUCUCAUGGCCUAAUGGCGCGCUUGAGAAAGUAUGGGCCUUCGUGGUACUUCCUUGGAUAUGACAGCUACUAUUACAAGAGCAGUAAUGAGUACGGGUUUGGCGACGACCUUAGCUUUGUUGUUGACACUUACGUGCCCCUCGGCAUUAGGUUAUUCGCCGCUCCGUACAAGCAUCUCUGCCGUAAUAGAAGGUAAGCGAUAUCCUUAUAUCUCCCCCCUUUUUUGUGUGAUGUGUUGAUCACGGUGUUUCGUAAUUCGUAACAUCGUAGUCGUCUGUCAUAUGUUAGCAGCCCAACCAAAAACUGCAAACCUAUUA
Messenger RNA from Hypoxylon trugodes, 832 nucleotides. RefSeq lists its product as uncharacterized. The coding region runs from base 172 to 711 and encodes 179 amino acids. Lineage: Eukaryota; Fungi; Ascomycota; Sordariomycetes; Xylariales; Hypoxylaceae. The transcript has a single exon. The record is from RefSeq and is a predicted model, not a curated record.